AUGUCUUUUUGUUUCAAAAUGUUUCUGCAAUUACCUAAAAGUCAACUUAGUUUCGUGGAAAAAUGGCCGCUAAUGAAUCCAAAUGACAUAGCGUUUAUCAUUGUAACGUAUUUUGCAUUCAUUCUCAAAAUAGGUCCGCUUUUGAUGGAAAAGCGUCCACCGUACAAAUUAAAUACGUUUCUCGUAUUUUAUAACUUAGUUAAAGUAAUAAAUUCAGCUUUUUUAACGUAUAAGUUUCUCUGUUAUAGUAUCGACAAAGGAUUAUUUCCGAGAAAAUGUUUAUAUGACGAUCAUACCGUUUUUAUAAUUGCGGCUUUGUAUUGGAAGUACUUGGCAACAAAAAUUUUGGAUCUUGUAGAUACAAUAAUAUUCGUGGUAAGAAAGAAAAACAACCAAAUAACAUUUUUACACGUCUAUCACCACGUGUUCAUGGUGCUCAUGACAUGGUGCACUCUGAAAUAUGACCCCUCGGACCAUUGGGCUUUUAUGGCGAUCGCAAAUUGUAUAAUACACACUGUUAUGUACACUUAUUAUGGGGUAUCCGCUUUAGGUCCGCGCUAUGCAAAAUAUCUUUGGUGGAAGAAAUACCUUACGAUAAUGCAAAUAAUUCAAUUCGUUCUCGUCUUUACUCACGUGGUUAUUCAAACGUACACUUCGCAGUGUCCUAUGAGCACAAUUACGUAUUGGGUCGGAAUCUCCAAUCUUACGCUUUUCACGUGCCUCUUCAUCGACUUCUAUAAUAAGAGGUACAAAGCAAAAGUGAAGAACAUUGCCCUCUCCUGCACGGGACAGAUCUUUGAUUAG
Messenger RNA from Melitaea cinxia (Glanville fritillary), 804 nucleotides. Its product is annotated as elongation of very long chain fatty acids protein 4-like. NCBI's taxonomy places the organism in Eukaryota, Metazoa, Arthropoda, Insecta, Lepidoptera, Nymphalidae. Gene Ontology annotation, cellular component: endoplasmic reticulum membrane. Gene Ontology annotation, biological process: fatty acid elongation, saturated fatty acid; fatty acid elongation, monounsaturated fatty acid; very long-chain fatty acid biosynthetic process. The record is from RefSeq and is a predicted model, not a curated record. Gene Ontology annotation, molecular function: fatty acid elongase activity. Bases 1 to 804 code for a protein of 267 amino acids. The transcript has 5 exons.